Lindgomyces ingoldianus is the source of this 612-nucleotide messenger RNA. RefSeq lists its product as uncharacterized. Lineage: Eukaryota; Fungi; Ascomycota; Dothideomycetes; Pleosporales; Lindgomycetaceae. The transcript is spliced from 3 exons. The coding region runs from base 1 to 612 and encodes 203 amino acids. Gene Ontology annotation, molecular function: protein binding. The record is from RefSeq and is a predicted model, not a curated record.
AUGGAGAUGACCAGCAUCCAGGGACUUUGGAAUUGCUGUCCAUAUGUCAAUCACACCGGUAUUCCAAAUUCAAAGGUGUAUUUUAUGGGAGAUAAUUUUGAUCUCCACGCUGUCCGCAAUAUCGAGCCUGGAGAAGAGAUUACCUUGAGUUACAAACCCAUCUGGCCAGAAACUCUGAAGGGAAAGGAGGCAUUCUGGAAACCUUGUGGCUUUAACUACACUUGCCGAAUCUGCGCACUUAAAUCUAAUAUCUCGGAAAGAAUCCUGCAAAAGCGACUUCAAUUCAUCAAUCAGUGGAAGCAAAACCAUGAACACUUCGGCGAGCACACUAAAGCUUGUCAGGCGCCGCAGCUAGCCAAUCCGGAAUGGGACAAUGCGACGCAAGAAUUGCGCGAUCUGGUUCAGUUUGUGGCGGAUCUCGAAGCAACAUACCUCAUUAACCAAUACGAAGCUAGUGCUAAACUGAUGGCAGUUGUGCAAUCGCUACCCUACCUCAAAAUCAAGCAAUCGUUAGCUUUAAACGACCUUGGGUUUGUCCCCCGUAAUCCUAGAACCUCCAUCACCGAGAUCUGUCUCAUUUACUCGCAGAUGUCCGCAGUCGCUUACCGAUAG